Messenger RNA from Geodia barretti, 1642 nucleotides. NCBI's taxonomy places the organism in Eukaryota, Metazoa, Porifera, Demospongiae, Tetractinellida, Geodiidae. The record is from the annotation of a GenBank genome assembly.
UUGUGUGGCAGGAGAAAGUGCCGUCAGUGGUGAUGAUCACCAACCUGGUGGAGGGGAAGAAGACAAAGUGUGAGCAGUACUGGCCGUCCUCUGGGUCUCAGGAUUUCGGGCCGUUCCACGUAUCCAUCACUCACCAACUCACCCUCGCUGACUACACCAUCAGAACACUCAGUGUUGAGCUCUCAGGGAAGACCAGGAAGGUGAAUCAUUUCCACUACACAGCCUGGCCAGACCACGGAGUACCUGACUAUGCCACCUCCAUACUCAACUUCCAUAAGAUGGUUAUGAAAGACCACAAGGCCCACAGAGGUCCUCUACUAGUGCACUGUAGUGCUGGUGUUGGUAGGACAGGGACAUUCAUAGCCAUAGACCAUGUCCUGGAGCAGAGGGAGACAGAGGGAGUGGUGGACAUCCCUGGAGUCAUCCUCAAACUCAGACAACAGAGAACCAACAUGGUCCAGACUCUGGACCAGCACAUCUUCAUCCAUGAUGCUAUACUGGAGUCAGUCACAUGUGGAGAUACUGAGAUUGAGGCUGGAGACUUGAGGAAGAGACUGGCUCAACUCAAGACCAAAGACGAGUCUGGUCGCUCUGGACUUGACCUACAGUUUGCCAUCCUGGACCAAGUCAGUUCAAACGUAGGAGAGGCAAAGUCAUUUGCUGCACAAAACAACCUCGCCAAGAAUAGAUCUACUGACUUCUUACCAGGUCAUUUCCCAACACACAUCCUAAUGUGCUACCCAAGUGACCUGUGUUCCCUUCCCAAACACACAGUGGACAAUUGGAGAGUUGUUUUGAAAGGAGAAAAUCCAGACUACAUACAUACUAGCAGUGUCCAUGGCUACAAGAAGCACAGAGCGUUCAUCAUCACACAGGGACCGAUGCGCUCCACUGCCAGAGACUUCUGGAAGAUGGUCUACAGCAGGAAGUGUAGUGUGGUCGUCAUGUUAUCAGACCUCAUUGAACUUGAUGAGGAGGUGUGCUACCAGUACUGGCCUGGGAAGAGAGCACAGACAUAUGGGGAGUUCAGAGUAGAGCUGCUCAGUGAGGGGUGGAAGAGUGGAUUCUUAUACAGAAACUUCUCUGUCCAGCAGGCCAAGGUAAGCAAAAUAGAGAAGGGGAGUUAGUUCGUAGCUCUUACACUGUACAACAUACCAUGCACUAUUGAUUUGAACUUGCAGUUUGCCACAGCCCAUCAGGUGUGGCAGUUCCACAUCCCAGAGUGGAGCUCAGACUACCAGUGGCGUGGGGAUGUGAAUGCCAUGGUCUCUGUCAUAGAGGAAGUCUCCAAGUCCAGAGGAAGACUGGGAACCACCCCAUUGUCGUCCAUGGACUUGAUACAGUGAGUAGAUCAGCCAUAUUCUGUGGUGUGGCCACCACCAUUGAGAGGUGUAAGACAGAGGGAGUGGUGGAUGUGUUCCAGGUGGUCAAGGCCAUGAGAGUUCAGAAACCUGGAGCCAUACAAACUUUGGUAUGUGUAUAGCCUUCAUAAUUCUUUGCAUUUACUGAACUGGUGCUUUCAUUCAACAGGAACAGUAUCAGUCAAUUUAUGAAGCUCUUUUGGUGUUCAUUGACUCAUUUGAAACAUACUCAAAUUUUACAACAUAAGUUUUUAUGUUAUCGUCACAUCAGAUUUUCAUGA